AUGGAAGCGUUAUUGGAAAGUCUGGUAAAAAUUCUGAAUUCUCCCAUAAUCCAAGAGGAGCUUAGAUUGCUUUGUGGUAUUGAAACAGAGAUACAAAAGCUUUCAAGCUUGCUAUCAACAACCAAAGCAGUGAUUGAAGAUGCCGAGCAGAAGCAGUUUACUGACAAGGCAAUUCAACUUUGGCUGCAGAAGCUCAAUCUUAUUGCUUAUGAAGUCGAUGACAUAUUAGAUGAUUAUGCAACCGAAGUCUCGAGAGAACCGAAGUGCAACAACAUAUGUUGCAAUGUAUUCCAUUGUCUUCCAGCAACAUCAAACAUAUGGUUUCGGCACAGGCUUGGAGCAAGGAUGAAGAAAAUCAUUGGAAAAUUUGAUGCAGUUGCUGAUGAGAGAAUAAAGCUUGGAUUAAGUGAUCAAAAGCGUGGGAGCAACCACUUUCUGGUUGAUUCCACUGCAACACGUGAGACUGGUUCCUUGCUAAAUGAACCUGAACAAGUCAUUGGAAGGGACGAGGAAAAAGAUAAGAUUGUAGGAAUAUUGGUGAAUCAAGUUAGCAAUAACCAAAAUGUAUCGGUACUCCCUAUAGUGGGUGUUGGAGGCCUUGGAAAGACAACACUUGCACAAUUGGUCUUCCAUGAUAAGCGCGUAAUUGAGCAUUUUGAGCUAAAACUCUGGGUUUGGGUUUCAGAGGAUUUUGAUGUGAAGAGGAUAAUAAAAGCCUUAAUUGAGUCUGCAAAAGGGACUUCUGCUGAAGCCCUAGGCUUGGAUCCUCUCCAAAGAAAUCUUCAAGAGCUGUUGAGAGGGAAAAGAUACUUGGUUGUACUGGAUGAUGUCUGGAAUGAGAAUCGAGAGGAAUGGGAGAACCUGAAAUCUGUUCUGGAAUGUGGAUCAAGAGGUAGUUUUAUUGUCACGACAACUCGUAUGGAGAAGGUUGCCACAAUAAUGGGCACAUUACAGACACAUUAUCUGUCGAGCUUGUCAGACAAUCAGUGUUGGUCACUGUUUAGGCAACGGGCAUUUGGUCGUCACGAGGCAGAAGAAUUUCCUAACCUUAUAGCCAUUGGAAAAGAGAUUGUGCAAAAAUGUGGUGGUGUUCCACUGGCUGCAAAAGCUCUUGGAGGCUUUCUACGAUUUAAGAGAGAAGAAACCGAAUGGAACUUUUUGAAAUGCAGUGAAAUUUGGAACUUACCUCAAGAAACAACACAUAUCUUGCCUGCGUUGAGAUUGAGCUACCUUAAUCUUCCGGUAGAGUUGAGAGGUUGCUUUGCAUAUUGUGCAGUAUUUCCCAAGGGCUCUGAAAUUAAAAAGGAAGAGGUAAUACAUUUGUGGAUGGCAAAUGGAUUAAUUUCAUCUAAUGGAAUGAUGGAAGUGGAAGAUGUUGGUGAUGCUGUGCUGGCUGAACUUCAUUACAGAUCAUUGUUCCAAGACGUGAUGAAAGAUAAGUUUGGCCGUGUUCUCACUUUUAAGAUGCAUGACCUUGUCCAUGAUCUGGCUCAAUCCAAAUUGAGACACCACGUUUAUGAUUUGAUGGCGGCUGCUAGUUGCCAUCAUCAUCAACGUGUUCAUAAGGCCGGUGGAAUAAACGCGGAGGAGGCCAACACUAAAGAACAGAGGAAUGAGAUAGAGUUGAAAAACAUGCAACAGCUAACAAUGGCUUUUCCUAUUACAAGCACAGGCAUUGACCAGUUUUCUGCUUUCUUGUCAAAAUGUGGUUCCUUGAGGGCGCUCAUUGUAAGGUCAAUGUGGUUGGAAGGACACUUUACGAAGUUGCCACCUGCAGUAAGCAACCUGAAACAUUUAAGGCAUCUAAAUCUUUCAGGAUCUGACAUUGUUGAACUACCCAAUUCAAUUUGUGACUUGUGGAAUUUGCAAAUUUUAAACCUAAAUGAUUGUGUUAAACUUCAAAGUCUACCCAAAGGCAUGAGGUUCCUCAGAAAUCUUAGACAUCUUUGUCUACAGGACUGCUGGAGAUUGACUCGCAUGCCAAGUGGAAUUGGGAGGUUGACUUGCCUUCGUACGUUGAGUAUGGUCGUCCUGGGUGGCAAAAAAGGCUUCCGACCAAGUGAGUUGCGAGACUUAAAUAUACUUAGAAGAGAGCUAUCAAUUAAGCAGCUUGAGAGGAUUGAAGACAAAAAGGAUGCAGAGGAAGCUUGCUUAAUUAAAAAACAGAGUCUCUGCGAGUUGUAUUUGGAAUGGGAUUCCGAAAGAAUGUUUCAACAAUACAACGAUGAGGAAUUGCUCGAAGCCCUGAAACCCUGCCCCAACCUUCAAUUUCUAAAUAUAGAAGGCUUCAAAGGUUCAUCAUUUCCAUCUUGGAUUUCAACUGUAACAAAUGUUCAUGUGUAUGACAGUGCAGCGGAGUACAUAGUUGGGGCCUAG
Messenger RNA from Coffea eugenioides, 2376 nucleotides. RefSeq names its product putative disease resistance protein RGA3. Gene Ontology annotation, biological process: defense response to other organism. Gene Ontology annotation, molecular function: ADP binding. The coding region runs from base 1 to 2376 and encodes 791 amino acids. Lineage: Eukaryota; Viridiplantae; Streptophyta; Magnoliopsida; Gentianales; Rubiaceae. The record is from RefSeq and is a predicted model, not a curated record. The transcript has 3 exons.